AUGUCGGGAGGCGCGCUGGCCCUCGGACAGCCUGUCCUCAUCCCCUUCAGCAUGGCCAGACGGCUAGGAGGGCAGCAAGGACCGGUCCUCACACUGCCCACUGUGAAUCUCACCGACAUCCAAGGGCUGGUAGCAGCAGCUGCGGCUGGAGGCAUUAUGACUCUGCCACCGCAAACUCUACGAGAUAACCCACUGUGUUCCUGUGUCAGUUUCAUUGAAGCAACCACCCAGUUUGUGGUACAGCAGCUCUCGCAAACUAAUACACUAAAUACUGCUAUUGAAUGUCUGGGGACCGGGGCCUUUUGUUUGGAGCGGCGGCGGGGCCCCCUCCCCGCUUCCCCUGCUCGCUCGGUCCGGGCUGCCCCUCGCGGGGGUAGGGGGGCCGCCCCCCCUGGGCCGGGCCUCGUCUCAGGUGCCCCCGCCCCGCCCGGCCCGAGGGGAGGACCCGAGGCUGCCUCUCGCCCUCGGGUCGACGCCAUUAAGAUCAAGGAUGCCAAGAACCCCUCUUCCCCAUGGUUUGGCAUGGACAUCGGGGUAACUCUGGUAAAGCUCUCAUAUUUUGAACCUAUCGAUAUCACAGCAGAGGAAGAACAAGAAGAAGUUGAGAGCUUAAAAAGUAUCUGGAAAUAUCUGACUUCUGACGUAGCCUGUGGAUCCACUGGUAUUCGGGAUGCACGCCUUGAACUAAAAGAUUUAACACUUUUUGGCCGGAGAGGGAACCUGCACUUUAUCAGAUUUCCAACCCAGGACCUGCCUGCUUUUAUCCAAAGAGGAAGAGCGAAAAACUUCUCAACACUACACACGGUGCUACGUGCUACAGGAGGCGGUGCUGACAAGUUUGAAAACGGUUUUCGCACAGCUGGAAACCUCCACCGGCACAAACUGGAUGAACCUGCCUGCCUUGUAAAGGGCCCGCGGUACACAGAUGCUGUCGGUUUCCAUGGACUGGCAGAGCGCUAUUAUUUUGCUAAUGCCUCAGAACCUGAGAGAUGCCGAAAGAUGCCUUUCAACCUGGCUGACCCCUAUCCACUGCUGGUAGUAAACGUUGGUUCCGUCAGUAUUUUAGCAGUCCAUUCCAAAGACAACGAUAAACGAGCAACUGGGACAAGCCCUGGAGGGGGUACCUUUCCGGGUUUAUGUAGUUUAUUGACUGGCUGGGAAAGUUUUGAAGAGGCUCUUGAAAUGGCAUCCAAAGGUGAGAGUACCCAAGCUGACAAGCUGGUCCGUGAUGCUUAUGGAGGAGAUUUUGAAAGAUUUGGAAUGUCUGGUUGGGAUGUAGCAUCUAGUUUUGGGAAUAUGAUUUAUAAGAAGAAACGAGAAUCUGUCGGUAAAAAAGAUCUAGCAAGAGCUACGUUAGUUACUAUCACCAACAACAUCGGUUCUGUGGCACGAAUGUGUGCUGUUAAUGAAAAAAUAAACAGAGCUGUCUUUGCUGGAAACUUUAUUGUCAGUUCUCUCUCGAAACUUUUGGCAUAUGUCCUGGAUUAUUGGUCAAGAUGUCAACUGAAAGCACUGUUUCUAGACCAUGAGGGGUGUUCUGGAGCAGUUGGUGCACUUCUUGGGCUGCCAAAUUUCAGCUAAAGCAUCGGGUUUCUCUCUGUUAAAAAAUGUCAUUCGAGAGCAACUGAAAACCAGAGGUGUAAUUACUGCAUUAUUUGUCACUGGGAACCAAAGGAUAAAAGAGUAGCACUAAUCCUCUUGAUUUUUAAGUGUCAGAAUGGUAAGGUGCUAUAUGUUGCCAUAUUAAACAGAGAGCUCCAGUAAUGUAAAGUAUUUCUAAGUGAAAUGCUUUCCCUUCUGUAUAUAGCCAGUGUUAAAUCCUUAAAUGCAAUACAGCCUCUGAUGAUUGAACCUCCUCUGAAAAAGAUCUUCUAUUUAUUUUAUUUUAUGUAGCCAACAUUGCAGUACUGUAUGUUCAAACAUGAAUCUUAAAGUCUCAGAA
This is a messenger RNA of Kogia breviceps (pygmy sperm whale), 1942 nucleotides long. RefSeq names its product pantothenate kinase 3-like. Gene Ontology annotation, biological process: coenzyme A biosynthetic process. Gene Ontology annotation, molecular function: ATP binding; pantothenate kinase activity. NCBI's taxonomy places the organism in Eukaryota, Metazoa, Chordata, Mammalia, Artiodactyla, Physeteridae. Gene Ontology annotation, cellular component: cytosol; nucleus. The record is from RefSeq and is a predicted model, not a curated record.